Trichoderma atroviride IMI 206040 is the source of this 1392-nucleotide messenger RNA. RefSeq lists its product as uncharacterized. The record is from RefSeq and is a predicted model, not a curated record. Gene Ontology annotation, cellular component: cytoplasm; mitochondrion. Gene Ontology annotation, biological process: nucleobase-containing compound metabolic process. NCBI's taxonomy places the organism in Eukaryota, Fungi, Ascomycota, Sordariomycetes, Hypocreales, Hypocreaceae. Gene Ontology annotation, molecular function: ATP binding; AMP kinase activity.
GGCAUCCUAAAUUCCUCUCACGGCUUCCGUCCACGCCACAGCCUUUUCUCUCCGGUGCUAAAUUGCUUCUUUACUUUCUUUUUUUUUGUAAAAAAAAUUUGCCGGCGUGCACAAAAUCAGACACAAUGGGGUUUGUGGAAGACGAGCUCAAGCACUUGCGCGAUGUUAUCAGCGGCCUUGAUUCGCGCAUCAAGCAGCUUGAGCAGCGCGCUACAGGAUCUACUUCAAUUGACGCAGAGAGCCUUCGUAUGAUCUUGAUCGGACCUCCUGGAGCCGGCAAGGGUACCCAAGCACCAAAGAUCAAAGAGCGCUUUUCUUGCUGUCAUCUGGCUACAGGCGAUAUGCUGCGAUCACAAGUCGCCAAGAAGACACCUCUCGGAAGGGAAGCCAAGAAAAUUAUGGACCAAGGUGGCCUUGUUAGUGACGAUAUUGUCAUUGGCAUGAUCAAGGAAGAGCUUGAGAAUAACAAGGAGUGCCAAGGAGGCUUUAUCCUCGACGGCUUCCCACGUACCGUGCCUCAAGCCGAAGGCCUCGACGCAAUGCUCAAGGAGCGUGGCCAAACUCUCCAGCAUGCUGUCGAAUUACAGAUCGACGAUGCUCUGCUUGUUGCCCGCAUUACCGGACGAUUAAUCCACCCCGCGUCUGGGCGCUCCUACCACACAACUUUCAACCCCCCGAAGCAGGCUAUGAAGGACGAUGUAACCGGAGAACCUCUUAUCCAGAGAAGCGAUGACAAUGCUGAGGCGCUCAAGAAGCGCCUUGUCACCUACCAUCAACAAACAAGCCCCGUGGUUGGAUAUUACCAGAAGAAUGGCAUCUGGAAGGGCCUUGAUGCCAGCCAGCAACCCGGCGAAGUAUGGAAGAAUAUGUUGGAUAUUCUAGAAGGAAAGAAGUCUCAUGGUUCUUCUAUCUUUAGUAAAAUUGCUGGAAGCAGCUAGGCCACUUGAGGAUCAUGUCCUAUAUAUCGCUGCAGAUGGGAAUCUAAGCCUGCCACGCUGAUUCUGCUUACCACUAUCAACCUAUUAAUUUCUCUUGAGAGCUUUUAAUGUAAGAAAACAGCUCCAGAGAUUUUUCUUCUUCUCAUGCAAGACGGGCCCAUGAAGUGAUAAUUGAAUGUCAGGAUUGUGAUAAGAAAUGAUUUCUAUAUAGUUUGCAUGCAAUGUAUAAUAAAUGAUAAUGGCCGCGUUCUAGAAAUGAAGAGUAGUCUCUAAACAGAAAUGAGACUGUAACCGUGAAAGCCAUCUACUUUCUAACGUAUAGGAUAGGAAUACGGCAGCGCUAAACAAUCAACUCUUUGCUUGCAAUACGCCCAGUAAAUGUUGUACUCCCAAAGAGAUACCAUGAUAUACAGACGGAGCUCAGCCCUUUAAAAUCCUAUCUCCUCGAAGUUGC